CGGUUAGCGAUGCAAUGUGCCAAGUCAACUCGUAGACGCUGUCUUGUGAGACCUGUCCUGACAAUGAAGAGUUCAGCCCUAUUUGUUCUAUUCAUCCUGGCCUUGGGCUGCAUCCCAGAUGUUGCCAGUGAAGAUGAAAUUCAGGAUCCAUGUAGUGAUUUCCGGGAGUUUGCAAAUAAAGAAGGGAGGCUUGCCUGCACAAGAGAAAAUGAUCCAGUCCUUGGCCCUGAUGGCAGAACCUAUGGCAAUAAGUGUACCAUGUGUGCAGAACUCUUCUUGAAAGAAGCUCAAGACAGAGAAAAGGAAAAUGUCAGGAGAGAUCGCAGAGAUGCUGAAAAGGAAUUUUGCAAAAUCUUUGAAAGCUCAGUGAUAAACGGAGGACUUUCCUGUUUUCGAGAGAGAGAACCUGUCCGAGGUCCUGAUGGAAGAAUUUAUGAUAGUAGAUGUUUAUUCUGUGCAAAAUACUUCAAAAAACAAUAUGAAAAGGAAAAGGAGACAAGGAAUAGAGAACGUAGGAUGUCUGAAGACAAGGAAAAACUUAAAAGUGAAAUUGAGGCAAUAUGCAGUCAAUUCCGGGAUCAGCUGAGAAAUGGCAGACUCUUCUGUACCAGGGAGAGUGACCCUGUCCGAGGCUUUGAUGGGAAGCAUUAUGGGAACAAAUGCUCCAUGUGCAAAGCCUUCUUUGAAGCAGAAGCUAUAGAAAGGAGAAGAAAUGAAGAGAAUUCAAGGAAUAAGAGAGAAUCAGCAAACCCCACCUCAUUCACAGAGCUGUGCAGUCCAUACCGCAGCUAUGUGAGGGAUGGACGAAUAGCCUGCACAAGAGAGAAUGACCCUAUUCUGGGACCUGAUGGCAAAAUACAUGGCAACACAUGCUCUAUGUGUUCAGUCUUCUUUCAACAAGAAGACAAAGAAAAGGCAGCUGCAGAGGCCAGUGCAAUAACAAAGAGAGACACCUAUGAGAAUCUGUGCCAUGAAUUCCAAGACCAAUUAAGAAAUGGGAAGUUUGUGUGCCCCAUGAAGAUUGCUCCUAUCCGAGGCCCCGAUGGCAAAAUGUAUCGCAACAAGUGUUCCAUGUGUAUCAGCAUCUACCAACAAGAAGCCACAGAAAUGGCAACUUCACAGGCAAAACCAAAGGCAAAGAGAGAAACAGAUAAGGAUCUGUGUAGUGAAUUCCGGAACCAAGUAAGGAAUGGGAACCUCAUCUGCACCAGGGAACAUGAUCCUGUCCAGGGCCCUGAUGGCAAAAUGCAUGGCAACAAGUGUUCCAUGUGUUCCAGCCUCUUCAAAAUGGAAGAGGAAAAACUGGAAGCCAAAGAAAAAGAGAAGAAAGAAGUAGAUGCAGAAAAAAAGGAGAAGAGAGAAGCAAUUCAGGAGCUAUGCAGUGAAUACAGAAACUACAUAAGGGAUGGAAGACUUGCUUGUACUCGAGAGCAUGACCCGAUCCUGGGCCUGGAUGGCAAGAUGCAUGGCAAUACAUGUUCCAUGUGUCAAGCCUUCUUCCAACAAGAAGCCAGAGAGAAGGUUGCUGAAGCAUCCAGACCAAUUACGAAGAGAGAAGUUACAAAGGAUUCAUGUGAAGAAUUUCGGAGUCUUAUGAGUAAUGGAAACCUUUACUGCACCAGAGAAAAUGAUCCUGUCCGGGGCCCAGAUGGAAAAACACAUGGCAAUAAGUGUGCCAUGUGUAAAGCUGUGUUCCAGAAAGAAGAUGAAGACAAAAAGAAGAAAGAUGAAGAUCAGAGAAAUACCGAAGGAAACAACCAUGGGGGUGGUGGAGGAGGAAAACCGAAGGACCAAUGUACUGAGUUUCUGGAAGAAUGGAAAAAAGGAGGUCUCAGUUGUACCCGUGAGAAUGACCCUGUACGUGACGCCAGUGGCAAAUCCUAUAAUAACAAGUGUACCAUGUGUAAGGAAAUCCUAGGUAAGGAAGAUGAGGCCAAGAAAAUGACUGCUUUCAGGAAUAACAAUAAUAGCACUCCUGGAAAGGUCAACUGUGAUGAGUACCGGAACCAGAUGAAAGAGGGUAAACUGAUUUGCACACGAGAAAGUGACCCAGUGCGGGGUCCUGACGGCAAGACCCAUGGCAAUAAGUGUGGCUUGUGUAAAGAAAUAUUAGAAAAGGAAGCUCAAGACAAGAAAAGCAAUGAAGAAAAAAGCAGCAAGGACAAGGAUCUGUGCAGCGAGUACCGGAGUCUAAUUAAUAAUCAAAAAUAUGUAUGCACCAGAGAGAACGAUCCCAUUCAAGGCCCAGAUGGCAAAACCCAUAUCAAUAAAUGUGCCAUGUGCUAUUCUUUAUUUGAGAGAGAAGCCAAUGAAAGGAAAAGAACCAAAGAAGAAAACAAGUCCAAUGGAAAUAAAGCAGAUGGCAACAAGGAAUGUCAUGAUGUCCAGAACCAGCAGAGCAGUGGCAAUCAUGUGUCUUCCAGGGCUGCUGACCCUGCUCAGGUCCAAGCAAUAGUGAAAAGAAAAGGUAAUGAAAAAGAAAGAGUUGAGCUCAAUGGACUCACUGAGGAUCCUCAUAAAAAGUCAACACAGCCUUCAAGUUUUGCGGAUCUGUGCCAUGAGUUCCAGGACUUUAUAAGAGGUGACAGCCUCAUCUGUACCCGGGAGAAUCAACCUUUUUAUGAUGCCAAUGGGAAAUUCUACAGGAACAAAUGUGCCAUGUGCAGAGAAAUCAUGAAAAGAGAAAUUGAUAAGAGAAGUAAAGAAAAUUCAUCUGACAAGUCACUGGAAGAUAAAGACCAAAGUAAACCAUUUUUUUCUGAGGAAUCUGAGAUGUGCCAGCAGUACAGGGUUAUUCCCAGAGUGGGUUACCUGUGCCCAAAGAGCUUGCAUUAUGUGUGUGGUGAGGACGGCAAGACAUACAACCAUCCCUGUUUGCUGUGUCAUGAAAAUCUGCUACAUCAAACCAACAUCCGAAUGCUAAGGGAAGGGAAAUGUGAAGAUGGGCCUUCAGGAACACUUCCCCACUGAUUUCUUAAGGCACUAAUAAAUGAAUGAUGAAUAACUUGAAAUGUUGAGGGAAAGAUUCGAAUGUUCAGCCCUGGAAAGUCUGCCUUCACCCUUCUGUAUAUAUAAGGAACUCUUCUGAGCACAUGUUAUUUACUGUGCAGAACAAUCCUGAGCUGCUGGGGAAAAGACAUACUGAUUUUCAGUCUUCCAUCCUUCUCUUCCCGAACUCUAUGAUCUUGGUGUGGAGACACAUGCUGCAUCCAGCCAGUGCUCUGGGGCCCCUGGUCACGGUGCUGU
This is a messenger RNA of Dromiciops gliroides (monito del monte), 3246 nucleotides long. It is a transcript of the gene SPINK5, whose product is annotated as serine peptidase inhibitor Kazal type 5. The coding region runs from base 10 to 2970 and encodes 986 amino acids. Lineage: Eukaryota; Metazoa; Chordata; Mammalia; Microbiotheria; Microbiotheriidae. Gene Ontology annotation, molecular function: protein binding. The record is from RefSeq and is a predicted model, not a curated record. The transcript is spliced from 31 exons.